Molecule: messenger RNA, 2056 nt
Organism: Eutrema salsugineum
Lineage: Eukaryota; Viridiplantae; Streptophyta; Magnoliopsida; Brassicales; Brassicaceae
Product: laccase-7
Exons: 6
Coding region: 168-1880 (570 amino acids)
Biological process (GO): lignin catabolic process
Cellular component (GO): apoplast
Molecular function (GO): hydroquinone:oxygen oxidoreductase activity; copper ion binding
Source: RefSeq, a predicted model, not a curated record
AGAUCAAAUGUUUUGCCUCUUGGUUUGUUACCACUUUGAGUUCUAUAAAUUAAGAAGAACUAUAUUUCUCUCUUUGCUUCAAAAUCUCCAAAACACUUUUUUCUUUCUUUCACUAACGCUACUUUAUCUCAUCUUUUUUGUUUCUCUCUCUCUGUCUCUCUCUAGAGAUGGAGGGUGUUAGGGUUUUUCUUGCUUGCGCUCUUCUUCUUUUUGCAAUAUCUUCAAUAGCUUCUGCAGCCAUUGUGGAACACACCUUCAACGUACAAAACUUAACGGUGUCUCGCCUGUGCAAGCGACAAGUGAUAACGGUAGUUAACGGAAGCCUGCCUGGACCGACGGUACGCGUCAAAGAGGGUGAUUCGCUCGUUAUACACGUCCUCAACAAUUCCCCUCACAACAUCACAAUUCAUUGGCACGGGAUAUUCCAGAGACUAACGGUUUGGGCAGAUGGACCGAGUAUGAUAACGCAGUGCCCAAUCCAGCCUGGCCAUAGCUAUGCAUACAGGUUCAACAUCACCGGCCAAGAAGGUACCUUGUGGUGGCACGCACACUCGUCUUUCCUACGCGCCACCGUAUACGGUGCUCUAAUCAUCCGCCCUAAAUCCGGUCAUUCUUACCCGUUUCCCAAACCGCACAAAGAAGUUCCCAUUUUAUUCGGUGAAUGGUGGAAUACUGAUGUAGUCGCACUAGAGGAGACCGCAAUCGCUACCGGAGUUCCUCCAAACAAUUCCGACGCUUAUACGAUCAAUGGCCUACCUGGAAACCUAUAUCCAUGUUCCAAUAACAGAAUGUUCAGCCUAAAAGUAGUGAAAGGGAAGAGCUACUUACUCCGCAUCAUAAACGCGGCAAUGAACGUACAGUUGUUUUUCAAGAUAGCCAAUCACAGACUGACAGUUGUCGCCGCCGACGCGGUCUACACCGAACCAUACGUCACUGACCUCAUCACCAUCGCACCAGGCCAAACCGUGGACGCGCUCCUCCACGCCGACCAGUCCAUAGGCUCCUCAUACUACAUGGCUGCUCAUCCUUACGCCAGCGCACCCGCCGUGCCAUUCCCCAACACCACCACCAGAGGCGUCAUCCACUACGCCGGCGGCGGCGGCGCGUCGAAAACACCGCCGUCGAAGCGCGUGUUGAUGCCUAAGCUGCCUUCCUUCUUCGACACGCCAACGGCUCACAGAUUCUACUCCAAUCUGACCAGCUUGGUCGGUGGACCUCACUGGGUCCCAGUGCCUCGCCACGUGGACGAAGAGAUGCUCGUAACCAUCGGGCUCGCGCUAGAGGCCUGCCCAGAUAACACCACGUGUCCGAAAUUCUCUUCUUCGAUGAACAAUCACUCCUUCGUCUUACCCAAAAAGCUAUCCAUCUUGGAAGCGGUUUACAACGGCGUCGACGGGAUUUUCACUAGCGAUUUUCCAAACCAGCCUCCGGUUAAGUUCGAUUACACGGAUCCUAACAUAACCCAGACAAACCCGGGGCUUUUGUUCGCUCCAAAAUCAACGAGCGCCAAGAUCUUGAAAUUCAAUACUACCGUGGAUUUGGUGCUGCAGAACCAUGCGCUUCUCGCGGCUGAGAACCAUCCUAUGCACCUCCAUGGAUUCAAUUUCCACGUUCUGGCUCAAGGGUUCGGUAAUUAUGACCCGACUCGUGACCGGACCAAGUAUAAUCUCGUUAACCCGCAAUUCCGUAACACACUGGCCGUGCCUGUUGGUGGAUGGGCCGUGACCCGUUUCACUGCCGAUAGCCCAGGUGCGUGGAUUAUGCAUUGUCAUAUCGAUGUUCACUUGCCAUUUGGAUUAGGGAUGGUGUUUGUGGUUCAGAACGGACCGACAAAGUCUACCACCUUGCCACCGCCACCGCCGGAUCUCCCGAAAUGUUAAACAAGAUACAAUGUUUUCUUGAAAAUAAUAAGAUUAUUUAGGGUAAAAAAGAACAAAAUUUGGCUCAAACUGAUUGCGUUUUGUUUUAUUUGUUUUAUUUGCCCUCUCACAUUUAUUUUGUUGUAGUCGAUAAUUCAAAAAAAAAAAAUUAAAUUGAAUUUGUAGUGCAUUCUUGA